This is a messenger RNA of Anisakis simplex (herring worm), 273 nucleotides long. The record is from the annotation of a GenBank genome assembly. Lineage: Eukaryota; Metazoa; Nematoda; Chromadorea; Rhabditida; Anisakidae.
UGGAAAUACGACGCACUAUACAUUGAUGCAUGUCCAACGAAAUAUCCAUAUGAAAUCGAAGUGAUGUGCCCCGUUCCAGUAUUUGCUGACGAGAGCAACAUCGCGUUAAUGAGGGAUGUUCUCAAGGAUAACGGUUCAUUGGUGAUAAAAAUGCUAAUUUUCGCAGAGGAUGUUGAUGAAUCAGCACAAAGGGUAGCCGAUAAAUACAGGAAGUAUUUUGCGAAUUGUGCGAUACUCGAAAUGGUUACGGCAAACAAUCGCGUGAGUUUAUAG